CGCUUCCGGUCCACGAUGGAGACGCUCUCCCAGGAUUCUCUGCUGGAAUGCCAGAUCUGCUUCAAUUAUUACAGCCCGCGGCGCAGGCCCAAGCUGCUGGACUGCAAGCACACCUGCUGCUCAGUGUGUCUCCAGCAGAUGAGGACGAGCCAGAAGGACGUGCGCUGCCCCUGGUGUCGCGGCAUCACCAAGCUGCCCCCCGGCUUCUCUGUGUCACAGCUUCCUGAUGACCCCGAGGUCCUCGCCGUCAUCGCCAUCCCGCACACCUCGGAGCACACCCCGGUCUUCAUCAAACUCCCCAGCAAUGGGUGCUACAUGCUACCCCUGCCCAUCUCCAAGGAGCGCGCGCUGCUGCCCGGCGACAUGGGCUGCCGGCUACUGCCUGGGAGCCAGCAGAAGUCGGUGGCUGUGGUGACCAUCCCCGCUGAGCAGCAGCCUCUGCAAGGCGGGGCGUCCCUGGAGGCCACGGAGGAGGAGCAAGACAGGCGGGGCGUGGUGAAAAGCUCGACCUGGUCCGGGGUGUGCACUGUGAUCUUGGUGGCCUGCGUCUUGGUCUUCCUUCUCGGCAUCGUGCUCCACAACAUGUCCUGCAUUUCUAAGCGCUUCACUGUGAUAUCCUGUGGCUGAAAGGAGCUGCAGAGGCGAGUCUCUUGUGG
This is a messenger RNA of Trichechus manatus latirostris (Florida manatee), 656 nucleotides long. RefSeq names its product ring finger protein 152 (gene RNF152). Lineage: Eukaryota; Metazoa; Chordata; Mammalia; Sirenia; Trichechidae. Gene Ontology annotation, molecular function: ubiquitin protein ligase activity. Gene Ontology annotation, cellular component: lysosomal membrane; lysosome. The coding region runs from base 16 to 627 and encodes 203 amino acids. The transcript has a single exon. The record is from RefSeq and is a predicted model, not a curated record. Gene Ontology annotation, biological process: cellular response to amino acid starvation; negative regulation of TORC1 signaling; protein K48-linked ubiquitination.